Messenger RNA from Suillus clintonianus, 1071 nucleotides. RefSeq lists its product as uncharacterized. The record is from RefSeq and is a predicted model, not a curated record. NCBI's taxonomy places the organism in Eukaryota, Fungi, Basidiomycota, Agaricomycetes, Boletales, Suillaceae. The coding region runs from base 1 to 624 and encodes 207 amino acids. The transcript is spliced from 7 exons.
AUGCCUGACUCAGAGUGGAACAUCAAAGGGACUCGAGUGGAGCGCGCACAUGGAAUCGACGUGAAUUGGUUCCGCGGUAUCAAACACUUUGUGAUGGUACGCCAGGCAAAGCUUUUCUAUAACAAAACCCGCACAAAAAAAUGGACCCGCGCCUGUUGUCCACCACAGGCCAUUAAUUGGUGGGUCAACUCGACGAAUACAUCGCUGUUCUCGAGUAUGCCAGAGCCGCAAUCCCGGACAGUUCCAACAGAUCCAAGAGAGACUCAGACGAGCUUGCUUCAAGGUCUUGGACAGAGAUUCGAAAGAUAUAAGAAUUGCGACACAACAACCGCUGGCUUGGCUACUGAUAUGAACCCGGUAACCGCUCAAGCCUAUGAGAUCUCGUCGCUGUUCAUCGAACCGAACCAAAGAACUCGCGAAGUAUGUCUGGCGGAUUAUGCAAAUACAGAAACCGGGCAAAUGGUACCUGUUACUAGACUCUCGAUAGCUUCUGGGCCCUUCCAAGUUAUUACAUCAUGGAGCACCUGCGACAACGCCGGUGAAUUACGCGCAGAACUAGACCUCCGGGAGGCUCACGGCUAUCCACAGAUGAGGCAUGUUUCAUCUCCGAUUGGCCGAAAGUAAAAAUUCUACGUAUAGGUUGAUAUACAGGACAAACUCGUAGGGUGGUUUGGGCAAAGGUAAUUUAGUAAUUCUGAUUUGAAGAAGACUUGCUAGUCAAAUGAUGUGUUGAUGGUAUAAAGCCCUACUAAGUCAUGUUUCAUUGGUGUGGGUCGAUAGUUGAAUAAAUAUCAUCGAUGCAAGGCGACAUACAAUCAGAAUACGCCCCUAUAAACGUCUAUAGUCCGCGAGCCUCGAGACGACUGCGGAAGAUCUUCUGGAACUGGGGGACGUGGUCCAAGUCCAUGAGAGUGUAGUGUUCCCCAGGAACAUCAGUAAAUGAUGCCUCGGCGCGGCUGAAGUCAGCCCACGCCGCGCGACGGCUGUAGCCAGACCAUGGCUUGAGCUGGUUGUUGAUCCACUCAACCUUGGAUCCAUCAAAGGCAGUGAUCUGCAUAACAUCGAUUACGG